This is a messenger RNA of Colletotrichum orchidophilum, 885 nucleotides long. RefSeq names its product ATP synthase F0. The record is from RefSeq and is a predicted model, not a curated record. The transcript has 4 exons. NCBI's taxonomy places the organism in Eukaryota, Fungi, Ascomycota, Sordariomycetes, Glomerellales, Glomerellaceae. Bases 1 to 885 code for a protein of 294 amino acids.
AUGCCGACCGCAACAGAGCGCAUUCACGCCCUGAACCCCUUCUCCAAGAAGGAGUCUCAUACCGCCACCUCCAUCACCACCUACAAGGUUUUGACUAUUUUGAGUUGGCUCUUGUCUUUCGUCGUAACUCUCUACUAUGUCACCAAUGAACCCCACGAUGGCUUCACGAUCCGGAGAAGAAUUUGGGACCAAAACUACCUCUAUCGCACUGCCUUCACCUUGAGUGAGAACAUUACCGACAUCUACUGGAUCGUUCUUUUUAUCCUCCAAAUCGGGUAUGUCGGACACCUAUUCUCGAGCAACAGCGACUAUGUCAACGCCGCCGCCAGCGUCGGAUCGCACUUCAUCUUCAACAACCUCCUGCACUUUGCUUUUGUCAUGUUGUUCGUGCGCUCCUACUUCGGCUGGGCUGAGUUCAUCUUGAUUAUCAACUUCGCCAAUCUGUCGUCGCUCUACUUCCGCCACAACACGUACCCGCGCUUCAUCCACUGGCCCGUCGUUUCCGCUCCUCUGGCAUGGACGUUUGUGGCCAUCUACUGGAACGGCGCCAUCAUGGUCCCCCAUCCCCACAACCUCGUUGCUCGCAUCUUCGGCAAUAUCUUCAUCUGGUCCAUUCUGGUCUACGGAGGCUUCUUCAUUGUUGCCUACAAGGAUUACACCAUGGGAUUCUCCCUCAGCGUUCUGUCCGCUGCUCUUGGCGUUGCACAAUUCGGCCGCCAGAUCAUUGCCUUCCAGUGGAUCUUUGCUUUCACCAUUAUGUCUGUCCUGUUUGUCUCGACUCUCGUGAUUGCCUACCCGGCCGCGACUGGCAAAGACUACCCCUGGAGAAGUCGAUCCGGCCCUGCCGACUCGGAGCGUGCCCCCCUUCUCGCCGACGACCAGUAA